This is a messenger RNA of Oncorhynchus keta (chum salmon), 1950 nucleotides long. RefSeq lists its product as uncharacterized. The transcript has 2 exons. Bases 45 to 1949 code for a protein of 634 amino acids. The record is from RefSeq and is a predicted model, not a curated record. Lineage: Eukaryota; Metazoa; Chordata; Actinopteri; Salmoniformes; Salmonidae.
UCAGAGACAGUUUCUAUCUACAAGCCAUCAGACUGUAUCAGAGCAUGAGGUGUGAUACCAACAGGCUCAGAGACAGUUUCUAUCUACAAGCCAUCAGACUGUAUCAGAGCAUGAGGCGUGAUACCAACAGGCUCAGAGACAGUUUCUAUCUACAAGCCAUCAGACUGUAUCAGAGCAUGAGGCGUGAUACCAACAGGCUCAGAGACAGUUUCUAUCUACAAGCCAUCAGACUGUAUCAGAGCAUGAGGCGUGAUACCAACAGGCUCAGAGACAGUUUCUAUCUACAAGCCAUCAGACUGUAUCAGAGCAUGAGGUGUGAUACCAACAGGCUCAGAGACAGUUUCUAUCUACAAGCCAUCAGACUGUAUCAGAGCAUGAGGCGUGAUACCAACAGGCUCAGAGACAGUUUCUAUCUACAAGCCAUCAGACUGUAUCAGAGCAUGAGGCGUGAUACCAACAGGCUCAGAGACAGUUUCUAUCUACAAGCCAUCAGACUGUAUCAGAGCAUGAGGCGUGAUACCAACAGGCUCAGAGACAGUUUCUAUCUACAAGCCAUCAGACUGUAUCAGAGCAUGAGGCGUGAUACCAACAGGCUCAGAGACAGUUUCUAUCUACAAGCCAUCAGACUGUAUCAGAGCAUGAGGUGUGAUACCAACAGGCUCAGAGACAGUUUCUAUCUACAAGCCAUCAGACUGUAUCAGAGCAUGAGGCGUGAUACCAACAGGCUCAGAGACAGUUUCUAUCUACAAGCCAUCAGACUGUAUCAGAGCAUGAGGCGUGAUACCAACAGGCUCAGAGACAGUUUCUAUCUACAAGCCAUCAGACUGUAUCAGAGCAUGAGGUGUGAUACCAACAGGCUCAGAGACAGUUUCUAUCUACAAGCCAUCAGACUGUAUCAGAGCAUGAGGCGUGAUACCAACAGGCUCAGAGACAGUUUCUAUCUACAAGCCAUCAGACUGUAUCAGAGCAUGAGGUGUGAUACCAACAGGCUCAGAGACAGUUUCUAUCUACAAGCCAUCAGACUGUAUCAGAGCAUGAGGCGUGAUACCAACAGGCUCAGAGACAGUUUCUAUCUACAAGCCAUCAGACUGUAUCAGAGCAUGAGGCGUGAUACCAACAGGCUCAGAGACAGUUUCUAUCUACAAGCCAUCAGACUGUAUCAGAGCAUGAGGCGUGAUACCAACAGGCUCAGAGACAGUUUCUAUCUACAAGCCAUCAGACUGUAUCAGAGCAUGAGGUGUGAUACCAACAGGCUCAGAGACAGUUUCUAUCUACAAGCCAUCAGACUGUAUCAGAGCAUGAGGCGUGAUACCAACAGGCUCAGAGACAGUUUCUAUCUACAAGCCAUCAGACUGUAUCAGAGCAUGAGGCGUGAUACCAACAGGCUCAGAGACAGUUUCUAUCUACAAGCCAUCAGACUGUAUCAGAGCAUGAGGUGUGAUACCAACAGGCUCAGAGACAGUUUCUAUCUACAAGCCAUCAGACUGUAUCAGAGCAUGAGGCGUGAUACCAACAGGCUCAGAGACAGUUUCUAUCUACAAGCCAUCAGACUGUAUCAGAGCAUGAGGCGUGAUACCAACAGGCUCAGAGACAGUUUCUAUCUACAAGCCAUCAGACUGUAUCAGAGCAUGAGGCGUGAUACCAACAGGCUCAGAGACAGUUUCUAUCUACAAGCCAUCAGACUGUAUCAGAGCAUGAGGCGUGAUACCAACAGGCUCAGAGACAGUUUCUAUCUACAAGCCAUCAGACUGUAUCAGAGCAUGAGGUGUGAUACCAACAGGCUCAGAGACAGUUUCUAUCUACAAGCCAUCAGACUGUAUCAGAGCAUGAGGCGUGAUACCAACAGGCUCAGAGACAGUUUCUAUCUACAAGCCAUCAGACUGUAUCAGAGCAUGAGGCGUGAUACCAACAGGCUCAGAGACAGUUUCUAUCUACAAGCCAUCUGCUGAA